This is a messenger RNA of Pyricularia grisea, 1352 nucleotides long. RefSeq lists its product as uncharacterized. NCBI's taxonomy places the organism in Eukaryota, Fungi, Ascomycota, Sordariomycetes, Magnaporthales, Pyriculariaceae. Gene Ontology annotation, cellular component: membrane; cytoplasm. The record is from RefSeq and is a predicted model, not a curated record. The transcript has 3 exons. Bases 259 to 981 code for a protein of 240 amino acids.
AUCUGUCGCCCUAAACAUUUAUUCGGUUUCGUAGCGUGUCUGCGUUUGUUGUCCUUGGAUACUUUUUCUUCUUAAACUCGGAACUAGCGCGAACGUUGAUCCCGAAUAGUUCUCGUUUUGUGUUGCAGGACUUGGUGUGGUAGUUGAAAGUUGAGAGAAGACAGGUUUACAAGCCGAUCUGUUUCUGCAUCUCUACUUGGUACCUCCACAAGGCAGGCUUCAUCUCAUUUACACGCACCGUCAUCCCCACAAGCGAUCAUGGCAGUUCCUCCCAUAGUGCAGGCGACGCUUCAGUCGUCGGUCCUGGCGGCUGUCGCAAACCUGCUUGCUCAAGCACUUACCGCCUUUAGGGAAGAGGACAAACUUGUCGUCGACUGGAUCCCAGUUUUCCAGUUUGUACUCUACUCGGUCCUCAGUACACCGCCCAACUUCAUGUGGCAAGACUUUAUCGAGUCAACCUUUCCGGCCACCAAGAAGGUCGUUCCUACCACCGAGGCCGUCACCGGAGCCUCGGCCAAGGAUGAGAAGGCCCUCGACCGCACCGCCAAGGCGGGACAGCUGGUUGAGCCGGUGCCGAAGCUCAACAUGAAGAACACCAUUAUCAAGCUGAUUCUGGACCAGACGAUCGGAUCUGCGGUCAACACGCUCAUGUUCUCCGUCUUCUUCCACUCGGUCCAGAUGGCCAUGGCCCACCGGCCGCACGGCGCCGAGCACAGCAUGAUGUUCCUGAUGCGCAGCUUUGCGCGCAGCGGCAAGGACGACAGACCGGCGCUCGACUUCACGGCCGUCCGGUGGGACGAGGUGAUGCCCAAGGCCAAGGCCGAGUUCAUGCCGCUCCUGUCGGCCGGCUGGAGGCUCUGGCCCUUGGUCAGCCUGAUCAACUUUGCCUUUGUGCAGACGGUCGAGAUGAGGAACCUGGUGGGAGGAUUGGCUGGUAUCGCCUGGGGCAUCUACGUCAGCCUGUUCACGGCCGGUAAUUGAGGUGGUUUUGCACUGGGAGAGUGCAUUCAACUGGCUCAGUCUCGAUUGGUCGAUGGGGCAUUAUUCUUCUGUCCUUUCUUUUGAGACAGCUGAGUGGUUUACGAGGAAGAUUGAUUGAUAGAUGGAUCCAGCUUUUGAUGACAUGAUUUCGUUCAGUUUUCAUGACGUAUUUUGGGGAGUGUUUUUCGUUUAAUACGAAGAACACCCUUGCGUACCCUGGAUAGACAGGAUUGAAUGCCAGCGUAUAGACAUCAUAAAUUUAGCUUGUGCAGGCAUUACGAAUAGUCGUACGUUGACCUGCUCGAGGCAUCCAAUCAUCAACAAACAAGAAAGAAAAAGCAAGCAAAUAAAACCUGAUUGGUGUGGCUGUU